Messenger RNA from Penicillium verhagenii, 1824 nucleotides. RefSeq names its product MFS transporter. NCBI's taxonomy places the organism in Eukaryota, Fungi, Ascomycota, Eurotiomycetes, Eurotiales, Aspergillaceae. Gene Ontology annotation, biological process: transmembrane transport. Bases 1 to 1824 code for a protein of 607 amino acids. The transcript has 3 exons. Gene Ontology annotation, molecular function: transmembrane transporter activity. The record is from RefSeq and is a predicted model, not a curated record.
AUGGAUACCACGGCCAAGGAGAUUGAGCUCGCUGAAGCCGACGCUGCCGCGCAGGCAUCUUCAUAUGGCAACGAAAAACCCAGAAGAUCGGCCGAAGUAGAUAGACCUGGCUCAUCUGGGACGACUGGCUCGUCCUCGGGGUCCAGUAGCUCCAUUGACUACGAUCCGCAGUUUCACAGACUCCAGUCGCGAAACACAGAGCUGGACCUAGAGCGCAACCGAACCAAUGUUUCUCGGACGCUUAGCCGAAUUGAAACCCAACGCCUUCAGCAUCAGCUCACGGUCGGUGAGAGCGUCAAGUCGCGUGCCUCCAAAGUACCAUUGCCGGCCUUUGGUGGCGGCAAGCCAUACCCUCCACCGCUACCCAACCGAGAUGAUUAUGUUGUAGAAUUUGAUGGGCCAGAUGAUCCUAUGUAUCCCAAGAACUGGUCCACCAAAACCAAGAUCUACAUCACCGCUAUGCUUGCCUUUACCAGUAUUUGCUCGACUUUCGAUUCCGCGGUGUUUAGCGCUUCAUCGGAAAACGUUGCGUCACACUUUCACGUCAGUCUGGAGGUCUCUGUCUUAUCUAGCACCUUGUACAUUGCCGGUUAUGCCUCGGGUCCUUUGAUCUGGGCACCCUUGUCAGAGCUCAAGGGACGUCGCCCAGGUAUCGUCUUUGCCAUGCUGGGAUUUGGAAUUUUCAACACCGCGGUUGCAUGUUCGAAGGAUAUUCAGACCCUCAUGAUCUGUCGCUUUUUCUGCGGUAUCUUUGGUAGUUCACCGCUGGCUGUCGUGGCCGCAGUCUUCUCUGACAUCUACGAUAACCGCACCCGUGGUAUCGCUAUCGCAUUCUUCUCCGGCACAGUCUUUUUGGGACCUCUCAUUGCCCCAUUCAUUGGUGGAUUUAUCAACAUGUCAUACCUGGGUUGGCGCUGGACCGCCUGGAUCCCCGCGUUCAUGGGUUAUGCGGCCUUCAUUAUGAACCUCUUCUUCCUGAAAGAGUCCUACCCACCUGUCGUUCUAAUCGAAAAGGCCGCGGAAUUACGACGCCGAACAAAGAACUGGGGAAUUCAUGCCAAACAGGAAGAAAUCGAGGUCGACUUCCGGGAGCUGAUUGUCAACAACUUCUCGCGUCCUCUUAAGCUUCUUUUCUACGAGCCCUUGAUUUUGGCUGUUACGAUUUACUUGAGCUUCAUCUACGGCCUGCUUUACUGUUUCCUGACUGCUUACACCGUCGUAUUCGAAGGCGUGUACGGUUUCAACGGUGGUGAAAGUGGUCUGCCUUUGUUUGGUAUGGUAGUUGGUCUGUUCAUCGCCGCAUCCUACGUUAUCUGGUCUUCGAAGGGAUAUAACCGAAAGCUGGACGCCAAUGGCGGUAUGCCUAUUCCCGAAUGGCGUCUGCCCCCAGUCAUUGUUGGAGGUGUUCUUUUCGCCGCUGGACUUUUCUGGUUCGGAUGGAGUGGGUUCAGCGGCACUGUCCACUGGAUUGUCCCUACUUUGAGUGGACUGUUCACAGGAUUCGGACUAUUGAUCAUUUUCAUUCAAUUGUUCAACUACCUCAUUGAUACCUACCUCAUGUUCGCUGCGUCGGCCAUUGCUGCAAACACUUUCUGUCGGUCUAUGGUGGCAGCGAGCUUUCCCCUCUUUUCACGACAAAUGUUCGACAACAUGGGCAUUCAAUGGGCUUCAACUCUCCUCGGAUGCUUAGCAGCUGUGCUGGUCCCUAUUCCCAUUGCAUUCUACUUCUACGGCAAGAAGCUAAGAAUGAAGAGCAAAUUUGCUCCAUUCUUCGAGCCUGCCGCAGAGGCAGCUUCCGGCGAGGACGUGAUUGAAGAAAACUGA